AUGGACCGUGCUGUUCUACCCUGUGGGGCUAUAGCUGGAGUUUCACUACUUGGCUGGAGUUGGUUGCAGGCGGAGGGCCCCAGGUUAGCUGCAAACACCCUGAUUCAUUUGAGCAGACCUUUGUGGCCAUUGGUGUUGGAAGAGCUCCUACCCGGGCAGCACUGGUAUCAGUCAGUAAUCUGGGUGGUACAAGCUAUUCUGGGGAUUCUCUAUUGGUUGCUGUGUUUAGUGGGCUCCAGCUUGGAGGCAUUCACUCGUUGCUGGCAGCAGGUUCUCACAUCUCGGCUUGGUGGAAGACAGCCACCAGGGCCUUGCACUGCAACAGAACAGGAAGGCGUCUUUACCUGGCAGGUGAUGGCAGUGGUGGCAGGGGCAGCUCCUUUGCCACUUGGCACAUUUGUGUUGGUGAGUAGACCCCCUGAAUGGGACGAGGUGCUGGUCAUAGGCUUCUCAGAAGACCAAACCAUAGCAUUAUGCCGUACAACUGUCACAGAUGGGACGGAUUGGGCUUGGGUGUUGGUUCAUAUGAAUGGUCUCCACUUGCGGUUGGUCCAUGUGGCGGCGGAUGGAUCCCACCGUGCUCCCCCUGGGGUAGACGAGAACCAUGUGAAUUGGAUUUGCAUUCCACCAGCGGGGGCACAGCCUUGGCGUCCUGGUGCUCCCGAAAUGGCCAACCGCACUGUGGAGGGCAACAUGAUCCUAACUCAAUACCGUAUGAACCCGGGCCAGUGGAUUGUCAAUCAGCCUGGGGUUUCAGGCGAUCUCCAACCUAUGGCUAUGCAGCUUCCUGGCCCAAUCGGUCCCGGCGGAGCAGGAGGCGGUGCUUUGGGUGGGGGGCCAGGAGGGGCUCCCGCGCUGGGUGUUGGCGCGCCACUAGGGGGCCAGACCCAGCUCCCAGACUUGAAAGCAUUAGAAGAUGCGGUAACGCAACUCCAAGCCAUGGCCCUCAGCCCAAGCUCUGCUCGCCAUGGCCGGGGCCGAUCCCAGAAGAAAGACAAGGAAAAGAAAAAGAAGAAGAAACGUUCCAAGAAGAAGAAGUCCCGGUCCUCAAGCUCUUCGAGCUCAUCCAGCCGUUCCCGAAGUGCAAGCGCGAGCAGUGGAUCCUCAGGGGGCAAGAAGAGGCCUCUCCGAUUGAGGGAGGAUGGCAAGGACCGCAAGGUCCCUUUGUCCAGCCUGACUCACGUGGAUCAGUUGAAACUGAAGAAGCGAGGGGAUUUAGUAGCCUUUGCAGCUCGUCACCCUGGAGCCCUGACUGCCCAUUUUCUGGCGAGUGUGUUCACAAGGCUUUCCAAAGGAUCCCUGACAAGGUCUUCCCAGUUGCGACAAGUGUCAGUCACAUCCUGGGCUCAUCAAUUCUCGGGCCUCACAGAGAUUCGAGACAUGAAGGAGGUGGCGACUUUGGCAGAGAUACUGGACAUGGUCAAUCGCAAGGAGAUUGCGCAGGCGUUGGACGUCCUCUGCCAGCGCAUUCUGGCCAUACAAGCAGCAAAGCAGAAAGGAGGCACAUGGGAAAGAGCAGAAGCCAUCGAAUUGGUGGACAACAGAAAGGCAUUGGCCAGCACGAGCAUGCUGGUUGGGCAGGCACUUGUUGCGGCUCUGAACUGGCCUGGAAGCGAUGGUGGAUUGCCAGCUCAGGUGCGCAGAACCUUUAGAAUUCUUGGGAAGCCUUGGUGCAUGGCGGAAUUUAAGACAGAGGGAAUUUCGAAGAAGGUUCUCGCUGCAGAGUCGCCGGCGCAUGUUUUCCCGUUGCCACCCAUGAGCAUGAAGGGGCAGCUUCUGUCUCUGGCUGAUUGUGGGAAUGACGUGGCACGGCAGUGCCUUUACUAUGGUGGGAAUCUCAUUGUGUCCGUGCUGAAUUGGUUGCAUGGAGGGCGUGAGGGGCAUCAUGAUGAAGUCCUUAGCGCAGCUCACAAGAGAGUGCAUGGCAGAAUAGCCAGCAUUCUCCAGGCUCAGGUGCUGACCGACGAGCCUGUUCUCAGCUCUCAGGGAGUUGACGCUUAUUUGCGGCAUUCACAGCUCUACAAUGGCAGUGGAGUUGUUUUAGCUUUGGGUGUGCGAGGCGGGGUACCGGACCGGGCCGCCGAUGUUCUUUUGGCGGAUCAUUUGGAACCUCAUUUUCCGGAGAUGAGCCAACAGAUUCGUAAUCCGACUAGAUUGUUGUUUGCAUCCCGAAAACGCCCCAAGUUGGUCAAACGUGGCUAUACAUGGUUGGCACCUUCCUACCCCGAGCUAGUUCGCAAGAAUGUCAAGGCAGGUCUUCAUAAACUCAAACAUCCCCAUCAAGUUGCACAGCAUCGGGGCAAACUGGUCUUGGCUGGUGCGUUUGCGGUUAUGAAGGAUGACAAGGAAGUCGCAGAUGGGCCCGUUGGCUGUGUGGGCCAGCUGUACACCUUCCAUCGCGGUGAGUUACCAAUUUGGGGUUCAAUUAUUGAUGAUAUUUGGGCUUUGGAUCACAAGGAAACCGCUGGUUGUCAACCGAUUGGGCCCUCGUGGCUGCAACGUGCGGAGGACAGCUGGUGUUUGCGCGGCGUUGAGCCGAACUCCAAGAAGUCAGUGAAUGCUGCAGAAGGCGAAGAGAUUCAGGGUAUUGGCCGGGCCUUUGGCAUUGUCCCAGAGGUGGUGGUGCGGACCCUGGCCAGAUAUACAGACCAUCAUAAGAUCUACACCAAUUUGUCACUUCCAUGGGGUAUUGGUUUGAAACAGCCUCACCAAUGUCCAAUGCGAAAAGUGCGAAUCCCUAAUGAGCGCAUCAAGUGGACCAAGAUUGGUAUCCCAUGGCAAUGCUCUCACAUCACCUUAGGUGAAGGUGAUGCGGCUUGCUGGACAGCAGAAGAUCGUCUCAGGUUUGAGUCUUCACCGCGGAAGGCUGAGAGCUCUGAGCUGGCUUCCGCUGAGCCGAUCAUUGAGAUCGCGGAGUUGGGGUUGCCGGGGCGAAAGGCUCCACGGCCGCUGCGGGCUAGAAGCAGUCCUUGGGUUCCACUAAGCUAUUGUGGUAAACAAGAACAAGCUGCUGUCAAUGUGGGCAGCGCGCUGUUUCUCAUCACGGUGGGACUCUUGGGUGAGAUAGCUAUUGGCGGUGGCUGGGUUGGCCUUGCGCACCCCGCUGACCGGGGUCGGGACCCUUACCCGUCCUUCUUCUGCACUGAGGAGGUAAAAUAUUUCAUGCGAAAGUUCAAGCUCAAGUACCAAGCACUAUGUGAUGCCAUUUGCACCUAG
Cladocopium goreaui is the source of this 3216-nucleotide messenger RNA. Lineage: Eukaryota; Dinophyceae; Suessiales; Symbiodiniaceae. The record is from the annotation of a GenBank genome assembly.